AUGGACAGAGAGCAAGAAGAUAUACAAUUUCUCGGCUUCUUUGGGAUCUUGAAGGAGUCCUUGAAGAUCAUCUUCACAUGGAAGAGAAUCUUCACCCAAAUCACUCUGGCUCUUAUCCUCCCACUCUCCUUCAUCUUCCUUGCUCACAUCCAAGUCUCCGAACUCCUCUUCAUCAAGAUCCUCAACAACGAAAAUGCCUUGGACUACACGCUAAAGGGUUCCCGAACAUAUUCUAAGCUCUCCGACAUCAUCUCCUCCGAAUGGGCCGCCUUCUGGCUCUUCAAAGCCUUCUACUUCACCUUCCUUCUCAUCCUCGCCCUUCUCUCCACCUCUGCAGUGGUUUACACCAUCGCAUCGAUAUACACAGCAAAGGAUAUCACCUUCAAGAAGAUCAUGAGCGUUGUCCCCAGGGUUUGGAAGAGGCUUAUGGUCACUUUCCUAUGGAGCUUUGCCAUUGUUCUGCUAUACAACUUCGUCUCUGUUUCACUUUUCUAUUUCUGGGCACGCUAUUAUGGAUUAUAUAAGAUUGGAAUUGCGAUUUUCAUUGCUCUUGUCAUCUUAUACGUAAUUGGGUUUGUAUAUAUCAGCAUCGUUUGGCAUUUGGCAAGCGUUAUAUCAUUUUUGGAGGAUCUGUAUGGGAUUAAAGUCAUGAUCAAGAGCAGGGGAUUGAUAAAGGGGAAGAUGGGUGCUGCGGUUGCAAAUGAGAUUGCUCUCAUAUGCAUUGAUGUUCAAUCUCCACAAUUAUUCUUUCACUAUCAUGUGUAUGGUGCUUGGUGA
Molecule: messenger RNA, 777 nt
Organism: Corylus avellana
Lineage: Eukaryota; Viridiplantae; Streptophyta; Magnoliopsida; Fagales; Betulaceae
Source: RefSeq, a predicted model, not a curated record